AUGGAGUUGUCAAACACUGAUUUGCAGCCGACAGUGGCUGAGAUGUUCAAUGCACAGAAAUCGAUGGAAGGCGUGAUCCUCAAAACGCCACUGGUUCCUUUGAACAUAGACUGGCCUUACGCCAAAAUCUAUUUGAAGCUCGAGAAUCUACACCCUGUUGGAUCAUUCAAGAUACGCAACGCUUUUUGUAGCUUCAAAAACCUUCCUCCGAAUACCAAAGCUGUGUACACUGUAAGCACGGGUAACUUUGCUCGUGCCGUCGCAUGGUUCGGCAGAAGAAACAACAUCAAAUGUACAAUCCUAGUUCCAGAUCAUGCACCAAAAUGCAAAACAGACGCUGUUGAAAAGUUAGGUGCUGACAUAGUAAGGAUUGAACAUAAAGAAUGGUUUGAAAUCAUAGCUGGUCGCAAGACUUAUGAGAAAGGAGAAAACCUUGGUGUUUACUUACAUCCAGAAUUUGAUAGGAAUGUUCUCGCAGGAAACGGCACAGUUGCUUUGGAGAUAUUGCAAGAGUUACCGGACGUGGACACAAUAAUAAUACCAUAUGGAGGAGGUGCUCUUUCUUCCGGUAUGGGCACUGCCGUUAAAGUUUUGAAACCGGAUGUUAAUAUCUACACAAGUGAAGUUGAUACCUCACCUCAGGUUUACGAAAGUCAAAAAGCUGGAAAAGCUGUGCCAUGCAAAUACACGCCCAAUUUUUGCGACGGCAUCGGAGGGCGUGGCUGCAUGAUUCCCGUGUGGGCAGUCGCAAGAAAGGUAAUUGAUGACACGAUAGUGGUCAGUACAAGAGAUAUAGCCGAUGCUAUCAAGCUAUUAGUGGAGAGUAAUUAUGUAAUCACAGAAGGAGCCGGUGCAUCUUCUGUCGCAGCGGCCAUGGCAGCAAAGGAAAAACUCUCGGGAAAUGUUGUGUGUGUGGUUACAGGAGGAAACAUUGACAACAAGAAAUUGCUUCAAGUUUUGCAAGGGGAAAUCCCGACAGAUUAAUGAGUUCUGUUAUCGGUUUUGUUCUUUCUGUGAAAAGCAUGUUGCGAUAAAUGUUGCUGGAAUAAUAAGAGGAGUGUUUUAAAAUUUUAUUCAUAGCCUCAAAUAGUUCCUGUGAACUAUUUGGUAUUUGAAACUUAUAUAUUGAAAUUGGAAUCGAGGAAGUGAAAAGCUUGUCUAGAGCGGACUUUGGUUUAUGCAUC
Messenger RNA from Octopus bimaculoides (California two-spot octopus), 1184 nucleotides. RefSeq lists its product as uncharacterized. The record is from RefSeq and is a predicted model, not a curated record. Gene Ontology annotation, molecular function: L-serine ammonia-lyase activity; threonine deaminase activity. Gene Ontology annotation, biological process: L-serine catabolic process; L-threonine catabolic process. Lineage: Eukaryota; Metazoa; Mollusca; Cephalopoda; Octopoda; Octopodidae.